This is a messenger RNA of Anguilla anguilla (European eel), 2051 nucleotides long. RefSeq names its product G patch domain-containing protein 2-like. Lineage: Eukaryota; Metazoa; Chordata; Actinopteri; Anguilliformes; Anguillidae. The transcript has 10 exons. The coding region runs from base 167 to 1606 and encodes 479 amino acids. The record is from RefSeq and is a predicted model, not a curated record.
UUUGAAAUAACAGUAGCAAACGUGGAUAACGUCGGUUAUUUGGCAGACGGAGGUAGCUAGAUGGAUCGACGGAUUAACUAUCCAAGAUAGGGCGAGUAAUAUAAAACGUUAUUAGACUGCAUGAAAUGCAGAUGACCAGUGGCUAGAGUGGGCGGGCGGCAGCGCGAUGGACGAGUUGGUGCAUGACCUGGCGUCGGCGCUGGAGCAGACCUCGGAGCAGAACAAGCUGGAGGAGCUGUGGGAGGAGAUGGUGCUGAGCCCGCUGCAGCAGCGCCGGCAGAUCCGCCGCAGGCGGGGACGCAAGCGCCGCUGCGACUCCUCCCUCCACCCGCUGGAGCACGGGCGCUGCCUGAGCGAGGCGUCCGAGUCCAGCCUGGACGAGGCGGCCAAGGACUGCCGCGAGAACGCCGCCGCCGCCGCCAACUUCAGCGACUCGGACGACAUGAUGGUGGCCAAGCGCCGGCCCUCCUUCACCUCCGGCACCGCCUCCCUCAAGACCAAGCAGCACUCGUGGCCCGAGUCGGACUCCUUCACCGAGAACACGCCGGGGCGGCCGCUCCGCAGGCGCCGCAAGGUCAAGCGCAUGACCUCGGACGUGAUGGUCAGCCUGCAGCAGAAGCUCAAGGUGUCCGAGCUGGACGGCGAGCGCGUGGGCAAGUCGGCCAAGAAGCAGCGGCUGUCCAAGCUGAAGAAGGGGGCGGGGCCCUGGGCGGGCGCCGGCCGCGACGCGGGGGCCGGCGGCGCGGGGCUCAUGUCCGAGGAGUGCUGGAAGGACAAGAUCAUGUUCGAAGCCAAGGACCAGAGAGAGGCCUCGGAUGAGAACAUGUCCGAAUGUGAAACCAGCAGUGUAUGUAGCAGUGAUCCUGGGCUUUUCACAAACGACGAGGGGAGGCAAGGCGACGACGAGCAGAGCGACUGGUUCUUCGAGGGGGAGUGCGGCCCGGGCAUGGGGGUCCCCGGCCUGCUCUCGGGCUGGGACGCGGACGCUCAGCCCGAGCUGGAGGUGCUGGAGUCGGGCCUGGACAAGCUCUCCUCCCCCACCUUCCUGCAGCCGGCCCGGCCCUCCCAGAGAGGGUACCACGCCCGUCUGAACCGCCUGCCCGGAGUGGCUGCCCGCUGCAUCAGGAAGGGCAGGAGGAGGCUACCUGGCAAGGACAGUAGCAUGGCGUCCAUGUCUGUGGAGAGGAUGAAGCAUUUCUCCCAGGACCCCUACCAGAAAGAUUUUUGGCUGCCGUCAAUCGGGAAACGAGACUGGCAUCAGUUCAACCCCCUGUCUCCUCUCUACCCGAUGGACAUGGUGUGCGACAGCUCCCAUCGAAGGUGCUCCUCCUCCAUCUGCAAAAACAGACAGACGAGCGUUCAUCUGGGAUUGCUGUGCACAGGCGACAUUAAGAGGAGGAGGAAGACCACGGCUGUUCCCAGCACAGCAGGAGCCUGCAUCCCCUUCCAGGAGGACAGUCUGAGCGAGGCGGCGGAAGGUUCCAGAAACGAGAGCCGGCCCCUGGGCAUGGAGUCCACCGGAGGAGGCCACAUGGCUUCGGAGAAGCAGGACUUCAUCAAACCCGGGACAUUCUUCAGCAUGCAGAGGGAGCAAGAGGAGGACUGAGGGGCCAGGGGGAGAGGCGGGCACUCCCCCAUGGCUCCUUCCCUAAACUGGGGGUGGGGGGUGGGGGGUGGGGGGUGCUAUGCUGGGUGUGUUCAGAGAGAGAUCUAAAUUACAUCUGAUAACGGCAAGUUGUUAAACUGAUUUUAAGCGGGAGAAAAAAGAAGCGUUCGCAGGGACUCAGAUUGCUGCUCCUCUGCCCCGUGCUGAAAGGAGCCCUUACGCGCGGCACUUAAAGGAUGAAAAAAAUGUUAAUGCAAUCAAGCCUGUUAAUCACUUCUCUCUCAGUCAUUUCCACGAGCGGCGAGGAGGUUUCAAGGGCCACUAACGAAGUAACCUCGACGUGGCCGCGCCACACGGGACCCGCGGGGGCCGCCGCGCCGCCCCGCCCCCCCGCCCGCCCAAACAAUUAUGCCCCGUUCGAGUUGUUAUGCAUUUGCCUGCAGGG